Dissoconium aciculare CBS 342.82 is the source of this 2238-nucleotide messenger RNA. RefSeq names its product SPRY-domain-containing protein. The coding region runs from base 1 to 2238 and encodes 745 amino acids. The transcript is spliced from 2 exons. Gene Ontology annotation, cellular component: cytoplasm. NCBI's taxonomy places the organism in Eukaryota, Fungi, Ascomycota, Dothideomycetes, Mycosphaerellales, Dissoconiaceae. Gene Ontology annotation, biological process: cytoskeleton organization; cell surface receptor signaling pathway. The record is from RefSeq and is a predicted model, not a curated record. Gene Ontology annotation, molecular function: protein binding.
AUGUCUGGUCAUCGCUCAGGUCAACCACUCUUGCCGCAUUCAGGCGCAUUGUCAUCACCUCGACGCCCGCCAUAUGGUGGUGCUGCAGCAACAUCGAGCCAACGGACAGCGUCAACGUCACACUUGAGACAGGCUUCGCGCGGACAAUCAGAAUAUCCAUCCGGUGAUAUGGAUUCGGAGAGUAUGAUGGCCAGUGGGUACACCGGAAGUAGGAGGAGGUCCAUCACCAGCGGUGGAGCAAAUACCAACUGGGCGAAUGAUGCUAGUCGAUAUGGUGUGGGUCCUGACGACUAUGGCACAUUCUUCGUCCCAUCAUAUCUUCGACACUCACGAUACAUGGAGCGGCUGCGGAAAACCUGCAUUACCUCGGACGUUCACGAUCAAGAGCAAGGGAAUCGAAGCGUGGCAGGGCGACACAUACCACAUUCUACAAGUUCAAGCAGUGUGAACUUGAGCAAGACAUGUGGUACAUCCCACGUACACCGACGAGUUGUUCAAGAUGUUGUUGAACGGCUCCCUUCCCACUUGGCCAUCGACGAAAAUCUCGCUCCUCUUCCUAGCCGCUGGAACAACGCAGACAAGCAGCAGGGAUUGGCCAUCACAGCGGAUGGUACCGAAGUCAAGUUCGCCGGGGGAGCGAAAAGUCAAGAUGAGGCUGCCGCAGUCCGGGCGAACUUUCCCAUGCCAAAAGCAUGCGGCAUCUUUUAUUUCGAGAUAACUGUCCUGUCGCGAACGAAAGACUUAAGUUGUAUAGGCAUAGGCUUUUGCAGCCCCAAGGCGAGUCUCUCCCGGGCGCCGGGUUGGGAGGCGGAAUCUUGGGGCUAUCACGGAGACGAUGGAAUUGCUUGUGCGGCCACCUCACAGGGAAAGACAUUCGGUCCCAGGUUCAACAGGGAGGAUGUUAUCGGAUGUGGCGUAAACUUCCGGACGGGUGUUGCUUUCUUCACCAAGAAUGGUGUUCACUUAGGUAAGACCACAGAGUCCUUCCGAAAUCACUGCGAAAUUGACACAACGUGCGCCCCAGGAGAUGCAUUCCACGGCAUCAAAGCGAGCAACUUAUACCCCACGGUGGGUUUGAAAAAGGCCAACGAACACCUUCGAGUAAACUUCGGUCGUCAGCCGUUUGUUUUCGACAUCGAUAGCAUGAUGCUCGAAGACAAGCAGGCUGCAAUGAAUGAGAUUAGCAAAACCGACGUUUCGGCAUUGAAUCCUCCCGAUGAUGAGGACACACUGAUCAAGACCCUUGUAGGGCAAUACCUUGCUCAUGAUGGAUACAUAGAAACCGCGAAGGUCUUCUCUAAGGAGGUGAAUACCGCAGAUUAUCCAUUGAGCGGCAAGCAACCAUACCAGCUGAGCAACGAAGAAGACGACAUUCACGCAAUCCAACGACAGCGCAUACGGAGGAGCAUUCUUGAUGGUGAUGUUGAUCGGGCUCUCAAAUACACGACAUCAUACUACCCCCACGUGCUGGAGACGGGGCAGAAUAGAGACGUCUACUUUCGCCUCCGCUGUCGGAAAUUCAUCGAAAUGAUGAAACGAUCAAUGGACCAGGGGAUCAUGGAGUCGUCGCCAGUCACUGCGACGAAAAGAGGUGGCUCCUUUGGCAGUGACGGUCAUGAUGGUGGCAUGAGGGACGAUAGCGAAGAAGACGAUGAGGAUGAUGAAGAUAAGGAUCACGAUGUGGUGGAUGCAGAGGACGAUGAAGACGAUGAAGAAGAGGAUGAGGAGGAGGAAGAGGAGGGUGAUGAUGAAGACGGCGAAGACGACGAUGGAAAGGAAGAUGAGGACGACGAGGACGAAUCAGACACGCAGAUGGAGCUGGACGACCAAUUUCAACGCGAGACAUCUGAUCCUCUUAUCAAAGACGACGAUCAUAUGGAGAUAUCACAAGAACUGCCACCUCGAAACUCAAAGCUAAAAGGCGCCGAUUUACUCACGGCAUCAAUAUUAUAUGGACAGGAACUACGACAAGAAUUCGGCAACGACCCAAAGCCACAAAAUCAAAAACAUCUCAACGAUAUUUUCUCGGUCAUGGCCUACCACAGUUAUGCAGAAAGUCCAGUAUCACAUCUAUUCGAUGUCAGCGGCCGCGCGCAGAUCGCGGAGGAGGUCAAUGGCGCGAUACUGGUAUUGGAGACACUCUACGCGACCACCGAGGUGCUACUUGAUGAUACGGCGCGGAAGACUGGUGGCGCGGCGGCUUUAAUCAACUUACGGAGAGAUUUCUUGCAACCUUAA